CUAUUCAAUCGACACUUCAACUCUUACACAACCGUUCCUUUCUCCAUUCUGCCUGUAUCGCUCGCUCGUGUGUGGUGACAUACGUGUUACUCACUUUUUUAAUUUGCAUUUUUUUAAUUAAACCGAGACUUAGGAAAUGAGUAGGGAUCAUUCCCACAACGAGGACCAGAUCGACUGUGGCUCUCGGGUCAAUGACUCUCACAAGUAUAAAGACAAGUACAAGGAGAAGGAACACAAACAUAAGGAACACAAAAAGGAUAAGGAACGGGAGAAAUCCAAGCAUGGCAACGGUGAUUUCAAAGACUUCUCUAACAAAAAAUCCAAGGACAAGGAAAAGAUGAAGCACAAAGAUGGCAGCACAGACAAGUUCAAGGACAAGCACAAAGAAAAGGUAAAAAAUGAAAAGAUGAAGUUCGGUGAUGGUAAAGUCAAAAAAGAAAAAGAAAACGGCUUUGCCAGCCCACACGUGAAGUCUGAGCCUGAGGAUGACAUGUACCACUCUCCUAAAUACGAGAAGUCUCUAAAACGAGAGCGAGAUGAUGAUGAUUAUGACUCUGAAUUCAAGCCAAAGAAGAUAAAGACUGAAAAUGACAAGAAGGCCAAGAAAAGGAAACAGGACAACGAGGACAUCAAGUCCAAAAAAACAAAGGGCAAAAAAGGAGAAGUAGCUGAUGGAAAAAAGAAAGCAAAGCAAGAACCAGAAGAGAAGUGGAAAUGGUGGGAAGAGGAGCGAUACACAGAUGGUGUUAAAUGGAAGUUUCUUGAACACAAAGGACCAGUAUUUGCUCCACCUUACGAACCCCUUCCCAGCAAUGUAAAAUUUUAUUAUGAUGGUAAAUCCAUGAAGCUCAGCCCUGAAGCAGAAGAGGUGGCCACAUUCUUUGCCAAAAUGUUGGAGCAUGAGUACACCACAAAAGACAUCUUUCGUAAAAAUUUCUUUAAAGACUGGAGAAAGGAAAUGACUUCAGAGGAAAAGACAAAAAUCACAGACCUGAACAAGUGUGACUUCACUAAGAUGAGCGAGUACUUCAAGACACAGACUGAAGCCAGAAAAGCCAUGACAAAAGAAGAGAAACAGAAAAUAAAAGAACAAAAUGAGCGCCUCUUGCAGGAGUACGGUUUCUGCAUCAUGGACAACCACAAAGAACGUAUUGCUAAUUUCCGUAUUGAGCCCCCUGGCCUGUUUCGUGGUCGAGGAGAUCAUCCAAAAAUGGGAAUGCUAAAACGUCGCAUUAGACCUGAAGAUAUCAUUAUCAAUUGCAGCAAGGACUCCAAGUGCCCCGCUGCUCCACCAGGCCACAAAUGGAAAGAAGUUCGUCAUGAUAACAAAGUGACUUGGCUGGUGUCAUGGACUGAAAACAUCCAAGGCUCCAUUAAGUACAUUAUGCUGAACCCCAGCUCCAGAAUCAAGGGAGAGAAAGACUGGCAGAAGUAUGAAACGGCCCGUCGACUGAAGAAAUGUGUGGAUAGGAUCAGAACGCAGUAUCGCGAGGACUGGAAGUCCAAGGAGAUGCGGAUCAGACAGAGAGCUGUGGCUCUCUAUUUUAUUGACAAGCUGGCCCUGAGAGCAGGUAAUGAGAAGGAGGAGGGAGAGACUGCAGACACGGUGGGCUGCUGCUCGCUCAGAGUUGAACACAUCAAACUGCAUCCAGAAAGUGAAGGGCAGGAGUUUGUGGUAGAGUUUGACUUCCUGGGUAAAGACUCCAUCCGCUACUACAACAGAGUCCCUGUGGAGAAAAGGGUGUUUAAGAACCUUCAGCUGUUUAUGGAAAACAAAGAACCUGAUGAUGACCUGUUUGAUCGACUGAAUACUUCUAUUCUGAACAAGCAUCUUCAGGAGCUGAUGGACGGUCUUACAGCCAAAGUUUUCCGUACAUACAACGCUUCGAUCACCCUGCAGCAGCAGCUGAAGGAGCUCACAGCCGCGGAUGAAAACAUUCCUGCCAAGAUCUUGUCCUACAACCGGGCCAACAGGGCUGUGGCCAUCCUGUGUAACCAUCAGAGAGCCCCCCCCAAGACAUUUGAGAAGUCUAUGCAGAACCUGCAAACUAAGAUUGAUGCUAAAAAGGACCAGCUUUCUGACGCCAAGAGAGAACUGAAGAGCGCCAAGGCUGAUGCCAAAGUACACAAAGACGAAAAGUCCAGAAAGGCGGUGGAGAGCAAGAGGAAAGCAGUUCAAAGGAUAGAGGAGCAGCUGAUGAAGCUGGAAGUUCAGGCGACUGACCGUGAAGAGAACAAGCAGAUCGCUCUUGGCACUUCUAAACUCAAUUAUCUGGACCCACGCAUUUCUGUGGCUUGGUGUAAGAAGUGGGGCAUUCCUGUCGAGAAGAUCUACAACAAAACCCAGCGUGAGAAGUUUGCUUGGGCCAUUGACAUGGCAGACGAAGACUAUGAAUUUUAAAUCCGUUUAUUUAUCUAUUAUAAACUUUUUUUAUUGAGUUUUUAGCUUUCAUAAAUUUUGCUUGAUGGCCAGACCCAACAAGGAAUUUUUCAAGUUUGUGAAAAAAUGGAAGAAGGACGGUAAAAAGAAAUAAAAGGAACAGAACGAUGGUGUGGAUGGUAUCUGAUGUGAGCUCAGGUAACGGGGCUGGAUUAUAUCCACGACAGAUAGUCAAGGUAAAGUUCCUGUAAUCUGAAGACUCCUUUGUGUCUGUCCCUCCUCAGGGACAAAAACCUGACAACUCUGUGGUCCUAUAGCUGUGUUACACAAAAACAAAAAAUGCUUUGUAUCAUUUUAAUUUGUUUUUCACUCCGUGUGUAUUUUAGCUCUCCCAUGUAUUAUUAACGGAUUCUAUAUUUUAUUAAACAAAUUAAAAUCAAAUGAAUUCCUUAACUACACCCAUGCGCCUUUCAAGAAAAAGUGUAAGUAUGAAUGUGUGUGUAUGUGUCAGACUCAACCAUGGACACUCUGGCGUGUACGUUUCAAACUGGAUAAUGUUUAAUUGCUGUGAGAGGAUGUCUGGCCGGGCAAAGGGGAAGAUCUGCACCCAUGUUCAUAUUUACUUCAAGCAGAAUGUGAAUACUUUGUUCUCCAGCCUCUAUCAGGGACUUUAGUUUUUGCCAGUGUGGAAGUGUUUUUACCCUUUGCUUUGCAAUCAUCCUUUGGGUCUGCACAGCUGAUGAUUAAAGUAAUUGAGCAAAUGCUUUUAGAAAAUAAAACACCCAUCUCUGUUACUUGAACAUAAUGUAAUUAGUCCGUGAACGGAAGCUGUCUUGCCUCUUACUGCUGGGGUGUGUGAGAUAUCAACUUUGCCAAAAAAAAUAAGAUGAGAGGGUGAAUCACCAAACUGUUACAGCAUAGGCAGGUUUUAAUUGUAUGAUUUAGGACAAAGUAUUGUAACAUUUAAUGUGAAUGAUCAUUUCAUUUGAUUCCACUGUUUCACUGGUGGCGAGGAGGUCGAUGUAAGCAGCUGUAAACGUCCUAUUCCUGUUUUAACCUUUUCUUUUUGUCAUAGCCUCUGAUCAUGUUUCAGUUUGAAG
Nematolebias whitei (Rio pearlfish) is the source of this 3480-nucleotide messenger RNA. RefSeq names its product DNA topoisomerase Ia (gene top1a). The record is from RefSeq and is a predicted model, not a curated record. The transcript has 21 exons. Gene Ontology annotation, cellular component: nucleolus; chromosome. NCBI's taxonomy places the organism in Eukaryota, Metazoa, Chordata, Actinopteri, Cyprinodontiformes, Rivulidae. The coding region runs from base 137 to 2401 and encodes 754 amino acids. Gene Ontology annotation, molecular function: DNA binding; DNA topoisomerase type I (single strand cut, ATP-independent) activity. Gene Ontology annotation, biological process: chromosome segregation; DNA topological change; DNA replication.